Sardina pilchardus (European sardine) is the source of this 1795-nucleotide messenger RNA. Its product is annotated as dynein light chain Tctex-type 4. Gene Ontology annotation, biological process: microtubule-based movement. The coding region runs from base 174 to 881 and encodes 235 amino acids. NCBI's taxonomy places the organism in Eukaryota, Metazoa, Chordata, Actinopteri, Clupeiformes, Clupeidae. Gene Ontology annotation, molecular function: dynein intermediate chain binding. The record is from RefSeq and is a predicted model, not a curated record. The transcript has 2 exons. Gene Ontology annotation, cellular component: cytoplasm; cytoplasmic dynein complex.
UUUUAGUGAUAUAUGUCUUCUUUAUAUGAAUGAGUGAGUUGGUGGUGUUAGAUUCAUAGCAAUAUGUGCUUCUUGGAGUAACUUGGUGUAAGUUUGCCCAGGGAACGAGUUUCACAGUUGGGAAUUUCACACAUUUCAUCUCCUGAUCUCAAGUGGAAAAAGACCCCUGUGCCAUGAACUCCCAGACUCUGCCUCUCUCUCAGGAGACGCUCGCCCAGUUCAACCGUGACCAGGUGGUGGACGGGCCCCAGCGGCUACGCAGGGCGUCCGUCUCCACGCGCCGCAGCUCGCGCGACCACCCCAAGGACGCGUUCCCCUCCAGGCCUCCGGCCUUGCUCCUGCGGAGGCUCUCGGACGCCUCCCACCUCAGCCCCGCCGUCAGCCACCCGGCCUCGCCCUUCCAGCGCCGGGACUCGCUGUUCUUCGCCAAGCGCUUGUCCGUGGGCGGCGCCUGGGCGCACGGCGGCGGCGGACGGGUCAGCUUCUCAGGGCUGCUGCUCCCUCAGCCGGUGGCGGAGGCGCGCGCGGAGAACACCUACAGAACGGGCCCCGACGCGGGGAGCGCGUUCAGCGCCAGGCAGAGCCAGCAGAUCCUGCAGGCCACGCUGGACAGCUAUUUAGACGGCGCGCGCUACAGCCAGAACACGUGCGGGCAGGUCUGUCAGAUCCUCGCAGAGCUGGUGCGAAGCAAGAUCAAGGACACCUGCCCCCCGCGCUACAAGCUGGUCUGCCAGGUGGUUAUCGGCCAGAGCGGAGACCAGAGUCUCGCGAUGGCUAGUCGCGGCUUAUUGGACUCCGCGACAGAUGACUUUGCCGUAGCCACCUUCCAGAAUGGUUCUCUUUUCACUGUGGCAAUAGUGUAUGGGACAUACUAUGAGUGAAGAUGGAGAAAUUGGUUCCAUUCAGCCACUUUCUCUAAUGCUUUUUUCCACCAACCGAGAACCAGUUCCGUUCCCAUUCACGAACCAACAUUUACAGUAAUUUCCUGCAUAUAAGCCACAUUGUGUAUAAGCCGCAGGGCAGUGUUUUAUGCAAGUUAAAAGAAACAAAGCCAUAUUAACCUCAUAGCUGAAGAAAUUUAGCAAAAUCAAUGUAUAAGCCGCGGCUAAUAGGCGGGAAAUUACGGUAAACCGUUCAGAGCAUUUCGACCAAAUAAUAAAAAAAAAAAACGAUUCAGAAUGUGGCACCUUGGUUUGGACCUUGAAACAGAAAAUAGUUGUUUUUUCCUGUGUACUGGAGUGGGCAUAACGUUCUACCGUUCAGAGGAGAGAAGGCUGAAAGCACAAUGUUUUCCAUCCACGUCAGCUUACCAUGAGUAAACAAACUAGUCAAAUAGCACUACACUGCAAAUAUUAACUAGCAUUUUACACAGCUAAUUUCAGACAUUUUUCAUAUUUCACCGGUUUAGCAUCUCAAUAACUUUUGUUUUGCAUGCAACACCCACUGUUGAUGAUGCACCCUUUAUACGGUUCAAAGCUGGUGGAAAGGUGAAGGAGUUCUGAACAGAACCGGUACAAGAAUACAAUCUGUGGACAAAGGGUGACUGUCCUCAAGAGCCAGCAAACCAAACCAUCUUCAUAGAAGCAGAGCAUUUUUCUAACAGUUUCCAUUUUUAUAGCUUUUCACGCCUCCUCCCCCCCUCUCCAUCUGACUGUUGUGACCCAGCAGAAAUGGCCCUCUCAGCUGCUGCAUUUGGAGCUCCAGAUCAAAGCUCCAGGCCGAGCUCCUACUCAGCCCAACCCACUCCCUACACCAGGCCUUCGGAAAAAUACUCAAGACAAAGAGAAGUCAUUUU